Molecule: messenger RNA, 2858 nt
Organism: Helobdella robusta
Lineage: Eukaryota; Metazoa; Annelida; Clitellata; Rhynchobdellida; Glossiphoniidae
Exons: 11
Coding region: 1-1275 (424 amino acids)
Biological process (GO): autophagy of mitochondrion; reticulophagy; piecemeal microautophagy of the nucleus
Cellular component (GO): extrinsic component of membrane; phagophore assembly site
Molecular function (GO): phosphatidylinositol-3-phosphate binding
Source: RefSeq, a predicted model, not a curated record
AUGAACAAGUUUCUUCAUUGGUAUUCUUCAGAUAAAUUGCCGAAGAAGACAUUUGGAAGAAUGUUAACGGUUGUCUGUGUCGGAGAGAAACAUGAGGUGGACGACGUGGAGAGCGAAUACUCUUUGAAGAUCUCUCUUCAGCCUUUAAAACUAAAUAUUGAUCAGGAUUCCCUGAUGUUCCUGUAUACGUUCUUCAAUGAAAUCAGCACAACUGCUUCGCGCAAUCCACCGCCAACCUUCUCGGCAGCUCCCAGCCAGCACGCCACUCCCACAAGGACCGUCAGGAUUGCCACGCCAUCUCUCCAACGACAACAGUCUGCUGAUCUUUUGAAAUUCGAUGAUGACAACGAUGAUGAGAAACUUGUGAGCAACAUGGCAGAUCUGCUGCAGCAACAACACGUAGAUGACUCGGAGGAGUUGUUGGCAGACAGCAAACAAACCAGCAGACCCAUUUUCUUCAAAUCACUUCAGUUUGCCCCAUCUGUCCUCAUAAAAAUCGAUUACAGAGGUAAAAGAAUUGAGAACAACAGCCUCGUGAGCAUCGUCGCCGGCCUCACUCAACUCAGCUGCUCGCAAAUCACACUCAAAUCUCUUCAUUACCGACACGGAUUACUCGGUUUUGAAAAGUUAGUCUUGUAUAUGUUGAAUGAGUGGAUGGUCGACGUCAAACGAAAUCAGCUGACUGACUUCCUGUCUGGCGUCGGUCCAAUGAACUCUCUCAUUCAGUUAGUGAAGGGCUUCAUAGACUUGUUUUGGCUGCCACUGGAGCAGUACAGGAAGGACGGAAGAAUAUUGAAAGGACUGAGGAGAGGUACUCAUUCAUUCGCCACGUGCACCGCUCUGUCAGCUCUAGAACUCACCAACAAAAUGCUUCAAGCCAUACAGUUGGUGGCUGAGGCAGCCCACGACAUCGUCUCCACUGGACCGAGCAUCCAAUCGAAGAACAAACUGGUCAGCAAACGAUCGGGCCGACCGAUAGACGCCAGGGAUGGAGUGACAAAAGCCUGCGCCCUUCUGAGACAGGGGUUGGCCAACAGAUGUACUGAGUUUUGCAACGAAGUUAUCAAAGAACAUGAACAGAAAGGUGUCCCAGGGGUGAUUGGUGAAGUGGCCAGGCAGAUUCCUCCCACCGUGAUCGCUCCCGUCGUUUUGGCCGCUGAAGCAUCAGGGACGGUCCUCACUGGAAUAAGGAAUCAGUUGGUACCUGUCAGGAAGAAAGAGGACGAGGAUAAGUGGAAGGUCGACUCGAAAAAUAAGCUGUCAUUCCAAGAAUGAUUGUUGAGAUGAUGAUGCUGGUGAUGUUUAUAUUUAAAUAAAUCUGACGAUGACUGAUGGUAAUGAUGAAAGUGACAAAGUCAGUACUUACAACAAUGUGUGAAACGACUUGAAAGUUAUCGUGUAGGUGACGAAUUUGAUUAGUUGAUUGUGAUAACUGCACUGUUUUUUUUUUUUUUAUUUUUCUAUUUUGUCUAUUUAUCAUGAUUUUAUUUUAACAGGCUUUAAUAACUAACAGAUGAUUUAUUUUUCUCUUGACAUUUGCAUGUUAUAGCGAACUUAAAAUGAAAAAAAAUAUAUCUUAGUUCCUUUUGUACGUACACGUAUAAUUGUAUGUCUAAGUGUUUCUUUUUUUUAUGCGCAAAUGCUCUUCCUAGAUGAUUCGUUUCUAAAAUUCAUUUAAAAACAUUGCUAGUAUUAUAUUGGUCCUAUUGACAAUCAAUCAAUCUGCAUGAUUGGUUUGUGUGGCGUGUGUGCGUAUAUAUAUAUAUAUAUAUAUAUAUAUAUAUAAUACAUAUAUAUAUAUAUAUAAUAUGUGUGUUAAUUUAUAUAUGAUAGAUAAUUUUUCAUUUUAAAAUGCAAGCAUUGUUUUUAAAUGAAUUUAAAAUGUGUUUAUUUUUCACGCAUUUUGAACAGUCUGCAUAUUUUGGAUGCAUGUCGUUUGAAUUAUGCAAACUACCUCUGCGGAGUUCCGUGCGCGUGUGUGUCUGUGGUGAAGUCAAUGAGUAUCGAAGGAAGGUGACUACUAAUCACUUCAUCCUUGCAGAUGUUUCAUCAAUUUUCUUUUACGUUUUUUUUUCAAUUGACAGUUAACGUCACGAUUAAACUUGAUUAUUUAAUAAUUGGUAUUUAAUAAUUAUCAUUUACUUAAUGAAUAUUCAAUUGCUGGCGUUGUUAGGUUAUAUGUUCGAUGUUGCCAACGCAUUCGAUACAGUGUUAUUAUACGGAUAUAUAAUCAACGAUGCACAUGAUUGUGCCCUGUUGAAACAUUUUAUAGUAAAGAUAAUUCUAACGCAGCUGUUUAGAUAGUUAUAUUUAAAUGUUAAAUUAUCAAAGGGGCAAUAUUCUAAUUGUCCCGUUAAUUGCUGUCUAAUGUAUCGCCAUGUGUUAAUUACGUUCUUUCAAUUGAGAUGCAUCCUGCGACGAAUGCCUGCCUGCGUGGACGGCAUAAUAUUGAAUGCCGUGCCGCGCUUGUGGAAAUGUUUUAGAGGCGAUUACAUUAUAAGAAUGUUUUAUUAAUGGAAUGUUAAUGAAUGUUGCCUGCUUUGUAGAUUUGCAUUUUUAGUAUAUUUAUAUGUAACAUGAACAUUUGCGUAGCGCCCGUUGUAAAAUUGUGAUAUUCUAACAGGCGAUAUAUAUAUUUAGAUAUAUAAAAUGUGUGUGUAUGUAAAAGUUUUAUGUUUUGAACAUUCAUUUUUGAAACAUUUAUUUAUGCAUGCAGUCAUGACCGCAGUUCUCAACUUCAACGUAAUAUACAAUCAUCACAUGUCCUGUCAGUUGUGUAGGUGCUAUAAUUAUGUUUUUGCUCUUUGGUAGGCUCUUUGUAUUGGAUUAACAAAAUAAACUUAACACCAGUUUUUAAA